UGUUUGCUGUUCGAGUCGACGUUCGUGUCGUUUCGUUUCGAUCCGGAAAGGUACAAUUUUUCGUACUCUUCGAGUACGUUACAACUCUUUCUGAUCUUUCGUCUUUCAGCGCCGAUCGCCAUUACUAAUCGUCGAUGAGAAGAAAUUAGGAGAAGCAAAGCUUUUGUUGGUCCAGAGGUUUCGGUAUGUUUCUUCGCUUUCCGUGCCGUUGGUUAAUUGAACGUUAGCUAAAAAGCUGCGAUACAACGUUCGACGGAGAACAUCGUGCUUAUCGCACGAUAUCGCCGCCGUCGAAUUAGGAAAUGUACGAGGACGCGGAAGACGCGUCUUCCUCCCUGACCUCGUGCAACGUCGACACCAAAGAUUUCACCGACGCUCUGGCGUUGCUGCGUUCGACGGAUAUCGAUAGCGCGGAUAAGCUUUAUGAAAUUUUGGACACGAGCAUCGAGAAGGUGUACGGUUUUGAGAGAACUUUAAGAGCGAGGAUGCCGCAGAAAUUCGAUCGGAACGCGAAGCCCCGCGAAAGUACGUUUGCCAUCGGCAAAUCCGGGAGGCAAGACGACGCGACGUCGCGAAAGGAUGAUAAUGCUGCGAAGAAAACCGCAAACGUAUCGGCUUUCGCGAACGACCCGAUAAAAAGCGACGGGAGAUCGACGAGAAUAUUCGACAACGAGACAGAGGCGGAAUCCGUUUGGAAAUCUCGGAGAGCGCUCGAUAAUGCCGCGACGAACGAUUACAAGCUGUUCAAGUCGUCCGACGAGGAGGAAGUUAAAGUUGACCAUUUUAGCGAGACGGCGGAUAUUCCGAGGAUAUCCAUUCCGGAUGAAGGAUCGGGGGACGGACUUUUUUGCAAGAUAUGUAACGGUGCAAAAUUGGGACCACUGAUUUUAUUGGAGUGCCAAGACUGUCAAGAAGUUUACCAUCCUUUGUGUCACCAACCGCCUGUGGUAGACAUCGAUGUUUACGAUCCUAGAAUCGUAUGGCACUGUAACAACUGCGCCAACACAGUUUCUGCAGAUCGUGAUCUUAUCCUAAACGAGAAGAACACGAAGAAAUUUUAUCGACGAAACGACACGAAUACCGCCAAAAAAAGUGCUAUCAAUGUCGACAAAUCGGUCAAAAUGGAAGAAUAUCUUUCAAAAAAUGAUACGACCAGCUUCGAGAAAACUUGUCCCGGCGCUGCGCGAGAAACUUGCGGUGGCGACAGCGGCAACCAUCAAGUUAUGUCGUAUUCGAAGGAUUCGUCACUGUCGACCAACAAAAUGCAGAGCCUAUCCUCCAAUCAAUUGAAGAAACGAAUUGGCUCUAAACUUUCGGUAACGCGUGUUGUAACAAAACAAUCUUGAUAUUUCUCCCAAAGAAUUAGAAAAACGUGUAAAACGCACGAAUGUAAGGAUUGCGUCCAUGUACGUGUUAUACGAAUGUCUCGAAAGUAGCAGCGAAGCUUGCAAGUGUACACCGUUGCUAAUGACUACAUAUAUCAAGUGCUGCAGGAUUAGUAGAGAUAGAUAGAUAUACAGG
Megalopta genalis is the source of this 1521-nucleotide messenger RNA. Its product is annotated as integrator complex subunit 12. NCBI's taxonomy places the organism in Eukaryota, Metazoa, Arthropoda, Insecta, Hymenoptera, Halictidae. The record is from RefSeq and is a predicted model, not a curated record.